UAAUAUUUCAACACCAUUCUAUUCCUCCUUGUUCCUAAUUCCUCUUCAUCUUCGAUCUUCCCCCAGAUUCUAACCCUAAUCUCUUUGCUUCCUGUUCUUCCUCUUCCCCAUUUCCGUUCAUUCCAUUCUUUUUCUCUAGUUUAAUUUCGAGAGAGAAAAAGAGAGGGAGCAACAUGACCGCUGUGAUGGUUAGUUAAAAUUGAAGUGGGAGAGAGGAAUAAGAUGAAUGGAAGGCGAAGAGGAUGGGUAGGUAAGGGGGGAAGAAAAUGGAAGUAGGAGUACGAUAGGAGUGUGAGUGGCAGAUGAAGACAAGUUUUUAUUUUUGAUGAAGAUAGAAGAUUAGAAUCAGCUUUUCCUUCCUUUUUUUUUAACUCUGGAAAGAUUUUUGGUGUUUCCCCAAAUGAGUUCGGAACUUUGAGUUGCAAGAAGUGGAUUUCUCCCUUUCGAGAUGCAGAUAUCACUCCUGAGGAUCCACAUGUGGGGUAGGGAGGACUUCAGGAUGCUCCUAGAGCGGCCUAGUGAAGCGUAUUGUAUUUAUUGUGUUUGUGGUAUUGGGACUUGUUUUAGCAAACUGCGAACUAUGGAUUUGUAAUGAAACCCUAAUUUGAUUAAGUUGUUUAACUAUGAACUUUUAUUUUUGGACUGUAAUGAUAAUUAAUAUAUCUUGUUGCUUUUGAGUAGUGUUUGGGAUAUUGUUAGUUGGUGAGAACUCUAGUGUGAGGUAUGUGUAGAAAAAAAAAAAAAUUCAGAGUGUUUUAGUUGACUGCCAGCGUGGAAUAGGAGAAACCCUUAGGAUCAAACCUUUGACCUGGGGUCAUGGCUAAAUUUUGGGUUGCUCGGAAUUUGGGUCAUGACAGCGUGGUAUCAGAGCCAAGGUUGCAAUAAUACCUUGGGGUUGGUGUUUGUGGGUGUUUGUGUGUAUUGUUAUGAUUUGUUAUGUUAUGAUUUUCUGUAUGUGUUAGCUAACGAGCUGAUUAUUAAUUGAAUUAUUUAAUUGUUGAUUCUUGAUGUUUGAAAAACCUUGUUUGAGAUUGUGUGAAAGUGAAAGUUUUGAUAGUUGUUGAAGUUGCUAAAUGGUUACGUAUGAAUUUGUUUUGCUUACCUUGGAAGUGUGGUUGGAUUAGGGCUUGUUCAAUUUGAAAUGGCGGGAAGGACCAGAAGAGGAAGAUUUGAGAGAGAUGAGGAGUUGGAGUCGGUAAGAGAAGAACUCCGAGAAGUAAGAAGGGAGUUGAGAGAGAUUGCCCAGUUGAUGAGAGGUCAGGGUUCCAGGAGGUCUGGAGGUACCCAGGGCCAAGAGGAUUCAGAUCACUUGCAUAGGAGGAGCCGCUCUGAGAGGCCAGUAAUGAGCCAGAUGGAGGCGAUGAAGAGAUUCAUGGUGAUGCAACCUCCAUCUUUUAAUGGAGAACCCAAUGCGGAAGCAGCUGAGCAUUGGUUGAGGAGGAUUAAAAGAAUUCUGGUGGGACUAGACAUACCUGAGGUAAGGAGGGUAAGUCUGGCGGCAUACAUGCUUGUUGACAAAGCUGAUUUUUGGUGGGAAUCAAUGAAAAUAGUGUACAACACAGAAGUGAUGACCUGGGAGGAAUUUGAGAGAAUCUUCCUAGGCAAGUAUUUUGGAGAGGUGGCUAAACAUGCUAAAAUGAUGGAGUUUGAGCACCUCAUCCAAGGAACUAUGUCGGUGUUGGAGUAUGAGUCACGCUUUUCGGAGUUGUCCAGAUUCGCCUUGGGGAUGAUCAAUGAGGAAGGAGAAAAAGCUAGGAGGUUCCAGCAGGGGUUGAGGCUUGCCAUUCGGAAUAGAUUAGUCCCACUGGCAAUAAGGGACUAUUCUGAGUUGGUCAAGAGGGCUUUGUUGGUGGAGCAGGACAUUGUGGAAACCAACCAAAUUCGGGAGCAGAGGGGGAAUAGAAAAGUGAAACAAAGAAUGGGGGAAAGUUCCCAAAGGAGAUCCCAGGGUCCGCAGCAGAGGCAGAGGAGUCAGCAGUUUGAGGGGCAUUCUUCGUUCUAUGCAAGAGGUGAGCAGAGUGCUCAGAUGGUGGCUACUGCUAGAGUAUGUUAUAGUUGUGGAACGGGAGACCACUUAUGGAGGGCUUGCCCAUUGCGGGGCGCACAGCAGACUCGACCUCAGUCUCAGGGAGGUUCUCAGCAACAGUCGGUAGUGCCUUUCCAGCCCCCUCAGUUUCAGUUGUCUUACUACCAGACGCCACAUUUACCCUCAACAGCGUCGGGAGCCAGGACAACUACCAUGUGUAGUCAGACCCAUUCUUCUCAGGGGUCGAAUGCUAGAGGUAGGGGGAGGCAGGCAGCAGGAAGAGGUUUUGCCUUGACCCCAACAGAGCCAGAGGAGGACUCCCUUUUGGUGGAAGGGGCCUACAAAUCUCCCAAUGAAAAAGGCCAACGUGACUGCAAAAAACCCAAAGCUAGAAGUUGCCCUACCUCAAGAUCUGAAGUUGAAAUUUUAUCUUCAUCAAAUUUGAAAGCCUUCUCAUUUAGUGAACUCAAAUCUGCCACCAACAAUUUCCAUCUGGAAAGUCUUCUUGGCGAAGGAGGUUUUGGUUUUGUUUACAAAGGCUGCAUAGAUGCUGAUACUCUUGGUGCUGCAAGGCCUGGAUCUGCUAUGGUUGUUGCUGUCAAGAAGCUCAUACCGGCAGGUUUCCAGGGUCACAAAGAGUGGCUAGCUGAAGUUAAUUUUCUCGGCCAGCUGCAACAUCCAAACCUCGUCAAGCUACUUGGGUACUGCUUAGAAGGGGAGGACCGGCUUUUGGUCUAUGAAUUCAUGGCCAGAGGCAGCUUGGAGAAUCAUCUGUUUAGAAGAACAGUCCCACCACUUUCUUGGGAAACAAGGAUUAAGGUUGCUGUGGGGGCUGCUCGAGGGCUUGCCGUCCUGCAUAACUCCCAGCCAGAAAUAAUCUACCGUGAUUUCAAAGCUUCAAAUAUUUUGUUGGAUUUGGAGUUCAAUGCGAAGCUAUCAGACUUUGGAUUGGCAAAGGAAGGACCAACUGGUGAUCGGACUCAUGUUUCCACUCAAGUGUUUGGAACACAGGGCUAUGCUGCACCUGAAUACAUAGCUACAGGUCAUCUGACGACCAGGUGCGACAUCUACAGCUUUGGGGUUGUGUUGCUCGAAAUACUAUCAGGACGGCGUGCAAUAGAUAAGACAAAACCUCGUGCCGAAGAGAAAUUAGUAAGCUGGGCAAGACCCUACUUGAAUGACAAGAAAAUGUUUUAUCGAAUUAUGGAUAGCAGGAUGGAGGGUGGGUACCCAAAAACCGGUGCUUAUAUUGCUUCAACUCUGGCACUACAGUGUGUCUGUCAUGCCAAAAAUCGGCCAACGAUGAGUGAAGUUGUGAAAAUUCUUGAACGGAUCUUGGCUGCCACAGACACUGCAGGACCAUCCCAAUCUGCGCAGCAAUCAGCACCUAGUCCUGUUGGCAGGUCCACGGUGGGAAGCGGUAACCCUUCACCUCUUCCUCUAUCCCCCGCAGAAUCCCCAUCACCUGCCCAUUCUCCUCAGCCUCCCCAACAGCUAGGAUGAGGGAGAGAAAAUUUUGUAUCAGGCUAGGAAUUCAAUGUCAAAGCUUUAAUUAUUUUCGUUAUUUUUUAUCUAAUAGUUUUGUAUAGGAAAUUCCCUUUCGCCAAGCUUGCCAGCUUAGCAUUUUUUGGUCAUAUAGAUAUGGCCGGUAUCUGAGUAUCACAGACAAGGUGGUGAUGUCAAGAAAAGAAAUAUACGAGGUGAAAAUCUCAUUGAGGCUGAUCCAGAAAUUUCCCACCAGUCCAAGAAAGUGAAAAUGCAAGUUGCUUCAGUUAUUCCUUCA
This is a messenger RNA of Vitis riparia (riverbank grape), 3809 nucleotides long. Its product is annotated as probable serine/threonine-protein kinase PBL3. The coding region runs from base 1142 to 3529 and encodes 795 amino acids. The record is from RefSeq and is a predicted model, not a curated record. Gene Ontology annotation, biological process: protein phosphorylation. NCBI's taxonomy places the organism in Eukaryota, Viridiplantae, Streptophyta, Magnoliopsida, Vitales, Vitaceae. The transcript has 7 exons. Gene Ontology annotation, molecular function: protein kinase activity; ATP binding.